Molecule: messenger RNA, 1410 nt
Organism: Phalaenopsis equestris
Lineage: Eukaryota; Viridiplantae; Streptophyta; Magnoliopsida; Asparagales; Orchidaceae
Exons: 2
Coding region: 14-946 (310 amino acids)
Source: RefSeq, a predicted model, not a curated record
CCCAACUCAGCCCAUGUCUCUUUUCAGUGACGACGAAGAAGCUGCCAUCGAGGGCGGCGGCGGUGAGGAUAGUCCCAACCAUGACUCCCUUCAUCGCAGCAAAAAGGGUUCACCAUGGCAACGCAUGAAGUGGACCGAUGACGUGGUCCGCCUUCUGAUCUCUCUCGUCGCCUCAAUCGACGACGACGCUGGUUCGAUGGAUACCGCCGGGCGGAAGCAGAGUACUGCCAUGCAGAAAAAGGGGAAGUGGAAGAUGGUGUCGAAGCUGUUGAUGCAGAAAGGAUGCUAUGUUUCUCCCCAGCAGUGCGAGGACAAGUUCAAUGAUCUUAAUAAGAGGUAUAAAAAGCUGAAUGAGAUUCUGGGCAGGGGAACGACCUGCCAGGUCGUGGAGAACCCGUCUCUCUUGGAUUCUAUGCCUCAUGUUUCACAGAAUGCUAAGGAUGAUGUGAGGAGGAUCUUGAGCUCUAAGCAUCUGUUCUAUCGAGAAAUGUGUGCUUACCAUAACGGGCAAAGGGUAAUUGAGCCAAAGGUUGGAUUUUUGAAGUGUGGGGAUGCUCAUGAGGUUGAGGAAGGGGAUGGGGAAAAUGAUGAAGAAAAUGAAGGGGAUGAUGAGGAUGUUGGAUGUGGAAGCCAUGAUUUUGGCAAGGCAGGCUAUGAUGAGCUUUGCGCAGAGAUUGAUAGGGUUGUUCAGGAUUCAACGAAAACUCUCUGCGAAAGGAGAGUUUGGAUCAGAAAACGGAUUUUGCAACUUGAGAGGGUGAGCAUACAAUCUGAAGCAUUUGAGCUGGAAAAGAGGAGAAUGAAGUGGAAGAGGUUUUGUAGCAAAAAAGAUAGGGAGUUGGAUAGUAUGAGGGUGAAGAAUGAAAGGUUAAGGCUGGAGAAUGAGAGAAUGACUCUCCAAGUCAUAAAGGGCUGUAGUUGGAUUACUUCAGGCCUGGGGAAAUAGUGGAACCGUUUUGUACUCCGGUGGAGGGAGACCGGGUUAAGAGCGCACAGUGGAGUUGGAAGGUUACAGUAAGUGUUAACAAAUUUUGUUAAUUAUUUUUUUGAUUUGUAUUUUUAUUUUUUUUUUGCCAUUUUGGAAUAUCUAGUUCCGCCCUUUGAGAGUGAUGUUUACUGUUUGCAAUAAUUUUGAUAGGUUGUAGUGCAAUAUGCUAAAUUUUGUGAACAUCUGUACAUGAUAUAAAUUGUGAUGUUAUCAACAAGUGAGACUACUGCAAGUUAACAGUAGGUUUAAUUUUUUUGCAAAUUGGGUCCAUGAAGAUGGGUAGAAAUUUUCACUUAGGUUUCAUCUCCUGCAAAGCCUUAGGCAGGGAGGUGGUCAAUGCAUAGCUUGUUGAAGCUGGGCAUUUGGGUUGACAUAAAUUCAAUAUUAUGCAAACUGGUGUAAAGGAGGGGCCAUGGAAUGUG